AUGUCUGAAGAAGUGACCUACACAACACUCACCUUUCAGGAUUCUGUUGGAGCAGGAAAUAACCAGGAUAGACAUAACCUAAGGAAAAGAGAGUAUUCAGCUCUAGCCCCUAUAUGGCGUUGGGCUGCCCUGAGUCUGCUAACUCUUUGUCUGAUGCUGCUGAUUGGGCUGGUGACCUUGGGGGUUAUGUUUUUACAGACAUCUAAUGAAAUUAACUCAGAUUCAGAGAAACUAAGUCGACUUCAGAAAACCAUCCACCAACGGCAGGAUAACUUAUCCCAGCAACUCAGCAACUACGGGAACUUGUCCACAGAAGAGGAAUUUCUCAAAUCCCAGAUCUCCGAUCUAUUGAAGAGGCAGGGACAAAUGGCCAUCAGACUCUGCCAAGAGCUAGUCAUUCACACUUCAGACCACAAGUGUAAUCCUUGUCCUAAGAUGUGGCAAUGGUACCAAAACAGCUGCUAUUCUUUUGCAACAAAUGAGGAAGAAACCUGGACUAAUAGCAGAAAAAUCUGCAUGAACAAGAAUUCUACCUUGGUGAAGAUAGAUAGCUUGGAAGAAAAGGAUUUUCUGAAGUCACAACUAUUACCCCAAUUUUUUUUCUUCUGGUUGGGAUUAUCAUGGGAUCCAUCUAGCAGAAGCUGGCUAUGGGAGGAUGGCUCUAUUCCCUCUCCAUCCUUAUUUAGUACUAAAGAAUAUGCCCAGAUCAAUGGAUCCAAAGGAUGUGCCUAUUUUCAAAAAGGACAUAUUUAUAUUUCCCGCUGUAGUGCUGAAAUUUCUUGGAUUUGUGAGAAGACCGCCGCAUUAGUGAAGAUCGAAGAUUUGGUUUAA
Pteropus alecto (black flying fox) is the source of this 831-nucleotide messenger RNA. RefSeq names its product C-type lectin domain family 12 member B (gene CLEC12B). The coding region runs from base 1 to 831 and encodes 276 amino acids. Lineage: Eukaryota; Metazoa; Chordata; Mammalia; Chiroptera; Pteropodidae. Gene Ontology annotation, biological process: negative regulation of signaling receptor activity; natural killer cell inhibitory signaling pathway. Gene Ontology annotation, cellular component: external side of plasma membrane. The transcript is spliced from 6 exons. Gene Ontology annotation, molecular function: protein phosphatase binding; signaling receptor regulator activity. The record is from RefSeq and is a predicted model, not a curated record.